AGGGCACAGAAAGAAGGUAGCCCUCUAUAAACCAGAAAGGAGGUGCUCACUAGGAACCUGACCAUUCCGUCUCCUGAUCUUGGAUCUCCAGCUUCCAGAACUGUGAGAAAUAAAUAUUUGUGAGAUGAGAAAAACAAAAUGCAGCUUUCAAGCCUUUUAGAAGAGAUCUAAGUUGUUCUUCAGCUAUGAAGUGGAAUCUGUGAAGAAUUAAGGUUUCGUUUAAAUGAGUAGAAACGGCUCACUCACUGAGGGUCAUUUUUCUGGCCAUCCCAUUUCCUAAAGGAGAAAAAAAAAAGGUUCACUUCAAGCAGUUGGCUUGUGGGACUCUGAGAGAUGCUGCCGCCCAUGACAUGUUGGAAUUAUCAUGAUCAACUACCCAGUUUGGAUUUCAGCCAGUGGCCAGGAGCUUUGCAUGGUAGACAGCAAGGGUUGGAUUUUUAAAAAGAGUAAACCAGCAGAGGAGGAAAUUCCUGUGUUUCCAGAACACCCAGAACUUUCAUCACAUUGGAGUAGGAUUGUCUGUUUAUUUCCAGUCACUAGAAGGCCCGUGACCGAGGUGUAGACUAAGAAGUGGAGUCAUGCUUCACACCGCCAUAUCAUGUUGGCAGCCAUUCCUGGGUCUGGCUGUGGUGUUACUCUUCAUGGGAUCCACCAUCGGCUGCCCUGCUCGCUGUGAGUGCUCCGCCCAGAACAAAUCUGUUAGCUGCCACAGAAGGCGGCUGAUCGCCAUCCCAGAGGGCAUUCCCAUCGAGACCAAAAUCUUGGACCUUAGCAAGAACAGGCUGAAAAGUGUCAACCCUGAGGAAUUCAUAUCAUAUCCUCUGCUGGAGGAGAUAGACUUGAGUGACAAUAUCAUCGCCAAUGUGGAGCCAGGAGCAUUUAACAAUCUCUUUAACCUUCGUUCCCUCCGCCUAAAAGGCAAUCGCCUGAAGCUGGUCCCUUUGGGAGUAUUCACGGGGCUAUCCAACCUCACCAAGCUGGACAUUAGUGAGAAUAAGAUUGUCAUUUUACUGGACUACAUGUUCCAAGACCUUCAUAACCUGAAGUUUCUAGAAGUGGGGGACAAUGAUUUGGUUUACAUAUCACACAGGGCCUUCAGUGGGCUGCUGAGCUUGGAGCAGCUCACCCUGGAGAAAUGCAACCUAACAGCAGUACCAACAGAAGCCCUCUCCCACCUCCGCAGCCUCAUCAGCCUGCAUCUGAAGCAUCUCAAUAUCAACAAUAUGCCCGUGUAUGCCUUUAAAAGAUUGUUCCACCUGAAACAUCUAGAGAUUGACUAUUGGCCUUUACUGGAUAUGAUGCCUGCCAAUAGCCUCUAUGGUCUUAACCUCACAUCCCUCUCCAUCACCAAUACCAACCUGUCCACUGUUCCCUUCCUUGCCUUUAAACACCUGGUAUAUCUGACCCAUCUUAACCUCUCCUACAAUCCCAUCAGCACUAUCGAAGCAGGCAUGUUUUCUGACCUGAUCCGCCUUCAGGAGCUCCAUAUCGUGGGGGCCCAGCUCCGCACCAUUGAGCCUCACUCCUUCCAAGGGCUCCGCUUCCUUCGUGUGCUCAACGUGUCUCAGAACCUACUGGAAACUUUGGAAGAGAAUGUCUUCUCCUCCCCUAGGGCUUUGGAGGUCCUGAGCAUCAAUAACAACCCGCUGGCCUGUGACUGCCGUCUCCUCUGGAUCCUGCAGCGGCAUCCCACUCUGCAAUUUGGCGGCCAGCAGCCCAUGUGUGCUGGUCCAGACACCAUCCGUGAGAGAUCCUUCAAGGAUUUCCACAGCACUGCCCUUUCUUUUUACUUUACCUGCAAAAAACCCAAAAUCCGUGAAAAGAAGUUGCAGCAUCUGCUAGUGGAUGAAGGGCAGACGGUCCAGCUAGAAUGCAAUGCUGAUGGAGACCCUCAGCCUGUGAUUUCCUGGGUGACCCCUCGAAGGCGUUUUAUCACCACCAAGUCCAAUGGAAGAGCCACCGUGUUGGGCGACGGCACCUUGGAAAUCCGUUUUGCCCAGGAUCAAGACAGUGGGAUGUAUGUUUGCAUCGCUAGCAACGCCGCUGGGAACGACACCUUCACAGCCUCUUUAACGGUGAAAGGAUUCACUUCAGAUCGCUUCCUUUAUGCCAACAGGACCCCUAUGUACAUGACUGACUCCAAUGACACCAUUUCCAAUGGCACCAAUGUCAAUACCUUUUCCCUGGACCUUAAAACAAUACUGGUAUCUACAGCCAUGGGCUGUUUCACAUUCCUGGGAGUGGUUUUAUUUUGUUUUCUCCUCCUUUUUGUGUGGAGCCGAGGGAAAGGCAAGCACAAAAACAGCAUUGACCUUGAGUAUGUACCCCGAAAAAACAAUGGUGCUGUUGUGGAAGGGGAGGUGGCUGGACCCAGGAGGUUCAACAUGAAAAUGAUUUGAGGGUCUACCAUUCACACUAUUGUUUCUGUGUCAUUGUGGGUAACCAGUGAGACAGCUGGCACAGUGAAUUACCAGGUUAAAAGGCAGCCAAGUACAGCUGCCCCUGUGUCAAAGCAGGGUCCAUGGAACCAGGAGGACUUCUUAUGGAGACUCUCCACCUACAGGCAGGCAGACAUGUGUCAGAGCCCUUCACAGUGGGAUACUAAUUGUUUGCAUUGCAAAUAUUGGCAUUCUGGGGAUCUCAGUAAUGAACCUGAACCUCUGGCUCAUGCUCAUGGACAAUUACUCAACAUUUUCUACCACUGCAAAAACAAAAGAAAAAAAAAAUAAAAAGGAACAACCUACAAUGUAGGAUUUACAUAUUAAAAAGACACAUUUGUCUAAAACAUACUCUACAGAAAAAUUUGUAUCUCUGAUUAUCAUUUGCUAAAGCCUUGCAUCAUACCAUAUUGUUGAUUCAGCACCACAAAGAAAUCAAUAUAUUCUUUACUCUUUUUUUUUGAAACAUAUAUGCUGUAUAUGUUUUAAAGCAAUAUGAAUGAGAGGUUGUGCUUUUAGUUACUCACCAUUAUAGAUCCAAGUGUGAUUUCACCUUCCUUUACAUAGAGAUGACCCUGAGACUAGAUCCCUGGAGUUAUGGGCGGAGAUAUGUGGAAUGAGGAGUUUGUCUGAUGUAGGAUGCCAAGAAAUAGGACCCAAGGAAAAACUGCUCAACUCUGUUAACUUCUGUUACUAUAAAUAAAGGCAUGUGCCUAGUUUUGAUACAGAAUGGAAUAUUUUUUAUACUUGUGAUAUCACACUGGACCAGUUUACUGUAACAAAGCCCUUGGUUUCUCCAGAAGGUUAUGUGCCACUAGUUGUACCUGUAAAAUGCAAGGUAGGUGUUAAUAAUGAAGAUGAUCCAUUUAAACACAACUUGAUUUUACUUUCAUCAGUUGAGACUAAUGGGUUAAUAGGAAAUCGAAGCGCAUAUAGUCGUUGUAUAUACUCAUACGGUGAUAAUUUACCUUGUAGCUGAGAUCAACAAUUCGAUGUUCAAAAGCUCUCUGGAUGAAAAGGAGUUUUUCUCAGAUGCCAACACAAACCAGGGUGAUCCAGGCAUACCAUGAUGUUAAUGCAACUGAGGAUCUGUUACAAUGAUAGCUGUCUGAAGGCUGGAUUGCUGCCAGGAAAUAUCUAGCUACCAUUCUGAUGUUUUCUAUUCAACUAUUUACUGUACAUACAGUAUUAUCUUGAAUGGGUAACUUCAGGGUUUUUUCCCUGCUUCCUUUAUUUUGAAAAUUAUCUUGUGUACACAAGAAGUAUUGAUCUUGUUUAUAGAGAGGUGAGGAAAAAAAGGUGAAUUAAACAGCACUUAGUUUUUUCUCAGUGAGGAAAAACUAAGAUCACUAGCCCUACAAAUAUGUUAAAUGGUGCAGAUACUUUUACCCCUCUAACCCAAGAAUCUCUGUCCAAUUCAGUUUGUAUUAAUGAUUGUUACUUAAAACAUAGUUUUAAAAAAAAAAUGGCAUCCUGCCACUACCACCAAUGAUCUGGUUCAAAUGAGCCAUAAUUCCAUUUGGCUAAAUGUUCAGUGAAUGAUUUUCAAGGCAUAUAUUCAUAUGACCUGAGAAAGCACUGAAUAUAGAGUGUAUUCAUGAAAUAUCUAUUUAAUCAGCAAAAGAUAGGAAAUGUCUAUACUUUUUACAUUUUGAGAGGGACCUGAAAAUGAGCCCCCUUUUGGACAGUGAAUAGGAGCUGUCUGAGGUUUGGUUCUUGACAUAACUGAUUGGGGGUAUGACGUUCAAAAAGCUGGCUUUUUUUUUUUUUUUAGCAUUUGAAAUUUUGAGGAGCUUCAAUAAAAUUAAAUUGACCCCAAUAAAAAAGUGACAGGUCUAGAAAUUGUUUUGCCAGUUGGAUAGUAGCACAGUAAAACCCCUU
This is a messenger RNA of Panthera uncia (snow leopard), 4319 nucleotides long. It is a transcript of the gene LINGO2, whose product is annotated as leucine rich repeat and Ig domain containing 2. Gene Ontology annotation, cellular component: plasma membrane. NCBI's taxonomy places the organism in Eukaryota, Metazoa, Chordata, Mammalia, Carnivora, Felidae. The record is from RefSeq and is a predicted model, not a curated record. Gene Ontology annotation, molecular function: protein binding. Bases 579 to 2399 code for a protein of 606 amino acids. The transcript is spliced from 7 exons.